CCUCCUGCAUGUGAUAGAACACAAGCUCGACUGGGUUAGACUAGUAGUAGUCUAGUUCUGGACUAUUUUAAUAAACCAUCCCAUCUCUUGUGAAGCACAACUUAUCCAAACAAGCACGUUGCAUUGGCAUCUGAAUCUCAAUCAUUUGCAAUCAUGGCGGACGGCAGCAUUGAAAUGGAUCAUGGCCAUGGAAGCUCCAGCAGCGUUCGUGAUGGCGAAAUCAUGACCUUCUCGCAGGUGCCCGGCAGCCCGUCCUUUCGUAGUUCGGCCACAAACGCCGUGGCAGUGAUUCCACUAUUAAGCAGCAACAAAGAUGGAAAUAUUGCGACGACGCAUUCCGCAAAGUCGUUCCGAGAUUUAUUCAAGGCUUUUGAUCGCUACUGUCAAAAUGUCAAUAGGACCACACGAAGCAAUCUGGACGAAAAGGAACUCAUGUUGAUUGUUCCCAACGCUAGUCUUACCCGCCCGGGUGAUUGGCGAUACGACAAUACUCCUUUCAAAUUCUUUCAUUGGGGUCAUGGCUGCCAGAGACUUCUCGUGUUCGACGGACGACCCGAGUUCUCGCGGAUGGCUCAUGAUCGAGUCAUCAACCAUGCUCUCACACGAGAUUGGAUCGAUUUCUUCCCUUCCAGAAGGACUGCCGCUGUGAUUGGAGUUUUGAACAUGCGCGAUUGCGUCGAUCAAUCGACUUUGCACAGAGCCGAAGAAGAACUACAGAAUUGGUCCCAGCGAUACUCUACUCCAUCCUACGAAGUACACGCACAUGCACGAGGCAAUGAAAGGGACAAAGUAGUCGAACGGCUUUUCGUAUUUGAUAGCUUUGACGAGGAUUGUCAAGAUGUGGACUUGACCAAAACUAAAUUUGGAACAAACAUUUUGGCAUUCCCACCAUCGGAUGAAGCGCAUUCGCAAAUGAUGGACUUGCAUCUUAAUGUCGUUGUCAAUGACUUGGCGGUGGCCAUCUUCCAACAGAUUGAAAAUCGAAUUCGAGAGUCGGAUGAAUUAAAGGGAACUGGAGACUCCAAUGCAAACCAAAGAAAAAACAAGACAUUCUCGCGAUUCCUCGGCACUGAUACCAAAGGCAGUGAAGAACCCAUGAGCUCUUCCACAAGCUUGAGUUUGAGCAACAUCACCAGUGUCUUGAACCCGGAUAGUAACGCUUCGUCAAGUUCUGCCGCCAAAGGAGUCUUUUCUCAACUGGCAGAGUCUGCCACAAAGGCAACUUCCUCUUCCACCAGGGAUCUAAAGAAACCUGUACAACAGCUGCUUACCCCUGUCGAUGAAGUAUGGGAUUUCAACAACUUGUCCACUAAAGAGGCGGAAACCAUGAAAAAGAGGGAAGUGGGCAGGCGUGAAAAGUUUGCAGCAGAUUUGUGCCUCUUGGCUGGGUCCCCCAUGGAUGCCUAUGAGAGGUACUUGAAAGCGGCAGAAAUGUGCAAAUCCAAAAACCCUGAUCCUUUGUGGUAUGCAGGGGCCAUGGAAGGAUGCGCAGCUGCUCAUAUUGCCAUGGCUGAAGCUGGCGGGUAUAAUGUGGACGAGUAUCUAGAAAACAACUUCCAGCUCCCAGACGAAAUUAUGGGAGUGGUUGUUGCCAAUGCCAUGAUACAGGAUGGCAGAAAAGCCAAUGCAAGCAAACAGACACUCCCAAAGAUUGUUUUCACUCUUUGCGAAGAAGCGCUCAACGUGUUGGCACGGCAUCCGACAGUUGCUUGUUUCCAUGCUGAGUUGUUGCUGAAGAUGGUAUGGUAUUGCUCGGAAGGCGAAGAACGGCACAUGAUGUGUAGAUGGGGCGAAGGUGAUGGUUGCUACGUUGGAGACCAGUCCGGUCCUCGUCGCUGGGAAAAGCAUUCGGUUCACAAGAUGACCUUCGGAAGUAUGAAGACAAAAGACGGAGAAGACAUCAUUGUCAGCAAUACCCAGCAAAGGUUACGCAAAUGGUGCGAGUUAAUGCAUCGAGCAGCUGCUACUGGGGCCCUGGAUUCAUCGUCGAGGGUUGAUGUAGGCUCCCGCUGCGCUCGACUUUGUAUUCGGGGUAUGCAGCCAACGUCGUGGAAAGGAUCAACAUCCACCAAAAUUGCUUUGCCUCGAAAGGCCGCGUUCUUUAGCGCUGUCGCCGCCGAAUCGAUUUCCUCUGGGAGCGGCAGGUUUGACCAACGAGCACGGGAGUUAUGGCUCCUUGCGUCCAACCUGUAUUCAAGCAGGCCAAACACAAGCACCCAAGGCGGUUGCUACGGGUGGGCAACACUCAGGGCGUCGAUCUUGCAUGGGCUGUCUCUGCAUGGAAGGAAUCUCUUGUCAUCUGAAGCAACAGAACAGCUCUUGAAGCUACUAAGUGAGAUUUCCCCUGACACAAUUGAAGACAUGGAUGAUAUUCCUGUCGCUAGUGAUAGGAUGAACAAUGAUGACCUUGCCGGGAUGCUCGACGCAAGCCAGAGAUCAGAAAGUGCCCUGGGAGACAAUAUUAGCCGCUUUUCCCGAAUGAAGAAGGAAGGAUUCUUCUCGCAGAUGACGAGCAAUUCAACGUUGUUAAAUGGACAAUCGAAAUGGUUGGGUGACGAUGUGAUUCGCCCAAUUCAAGUGCCCCUCGUCGAGGCGUCAGAAAUUUCGCAGCUGGUGCUUUCCUUGAGCUGUGUUUGGCCAAAUGUGAAGUUCGAGAAGUGCUCCUUGGCGCAAAAGUUGGUCAUUGGCCACAUCUUCUCCUUGCGGAAAGCGCUUCCAGCUCUGUCAUUCGAGGAAAGCACCUUCUUUAAUGUGGGCGCGGUCGGCAAAGAUCAUGUGCCCCCUCCUCUUUUCGUUUCUUCUGCUACAGUGGAAGAAUCCGAGGCGUCGAAAUCUCUGGAAAGAAUUGGCGGCCAAAAGAAAGAUGGUGCCAUGGCAACAUUUUUCAACCCCUACGCAAAGAAGGGCGGCGGCGGUGGUAAAGCCAUGCUUGUAGCAGAGGGAGAAGAGAGAUUCAUGUCAAUUUCCUUCGGCAACCUGCUUGCGGUGGCCCUUGAGGUGCCUUCGUGCCAAAUGGAGUUUGAACACGACUCACAAUGGCGCAUCUUGGCAACCUCGAUGUCGUUCGUUGUUCCUGCCAAGGCAAAAGACUUUGCCGUCAAAUUCCCGUUCACCGCGAUCUCGAGGGAACGGGCCAUGGAGCACGAAGGUGAAAUGAAGGUAGAUGCUGAAGGCUCAGAUGUAUUUGAAAAGAAGGAAGAGAAUACGUUUGUGAUGAAAGGUUUGAAUAUGACCUGCUUGGGCCGUUCAUCCUUUGUUCCAAUCUAUGAGAAAAUCGACAUUUCUCAAUCAUUGUGCAAAACAAAAAGUUUGCCUGAGGCUGCUUCUGAGUAUCCCCGGCUGCCCAAGAAGAAAGUGAAGCCAGAGGAUGAGCAAGUCAAGCUUCAAUUUGAGAUUGUCCCGUCGCAGCCAAGGCUUGUCAUUUCUUGUGCUUCCACCGGAGCCCUUGUUGAAGACGAGAAUACUAUAUCUGUUUAUCUCUCUGACGGUGAAAUCUUUAUGACUGAGCCUUUCUUCCUUGAGAAUCAUGUCAGCACGAACGGGAAUAAGUACGGCAUGAUGGAACAGCUGCAGAUUAUGGCUGUUGGCUUGACUGGUCAUCGCGAGGAAAUGCUGUUUGACACGAAACCGGCUGCACCCAAAAAGGAAGAGAAAAACAGAGUAAAGAAACCGGCUGAACCAGAGCUCAAGAUGAAGGCGCUGUGUGAUGAUCUGUCCCUCGAUGCAGUGAACGAUGCCAGCCAAAGGCGCGAAAAGAGCAACAAGGUGACAUUCCAAAUCGUCGCAGCGCAUGAAUUUGCUAGUCAGUUGGCGGGGGGUCGCAAUGUGAGGAUUCGCUUCCGCUACCGCGGCAAGUCUCCUAGCGAAGGAACUGAAAUCUGGAGGAAGCGCGAGAUCUUGCUGAAAAUCGUUCGUGUCAAGGGACCCAGAAUCUCGUCGUUGACGUUUCGCCCCGAUCUUAGUUGGGGUUGCGCUUACUCGGAACUUUGUGUUGACCUUUCACAACAAAACCGGGGCGAAGCAAUUACUCCAUAUGCACGCACCGAAGCCAAGGAAGAUUUUGACGAAGCAGCUUAUGUAUUAGACAGAGUGGGCAUGGACCCGGGCGUGCAUGUAUGCAGUCGUGACGUUGUGGUCCUGAUUUCUGUGGCGAACGAGACCAAUUCGACGAUCGUGUUGUCCAAUCAAAAUGGUUUGGUUGGUGGCUUUGAGGGAAGCCCAAUGGAGACAAUCACAGUUUCAUCGGGUGUUAGCGUGAGGAUUCCAGUCGUUCUUCCUCGGAUCCCAAGGAUGGAGGAAGACGGCGAACCAGCCGAUGUUGUUGCCCAGCUUGUCGCCAAGACUGAAUUGCAAUGGAAGGAAGUUUCAAGUGAGUUUCACGAAGAUGCGAGUGGCAUCAGUUCCAUGGAAAGUGCCGGCAAGAAGAGAGUUCGUGAGGGACGGAUGCGCAUUCCACCAAACUGCUUGAAAGAAAUCGUCGCCGAGCAUCCCUCCUUCGCCUCCCGAAUCUGCGAGCCACCCUGUGAAAUCAUCCUUAGUUUGGGCGAGGGGCAGCACGAACCGGAGAAUCCUCUGUGCGUCCAACAAGGCAAUCCAAUUGAUGUGUUUGUGGAAGUUCUGAUGUCGCCCUGGGUCCCAGAAGAUGUGGUCGAGGAGUGCAGCUUGACUUUAGAGUUUUGCUGUGCACGCAAGGAAGAUGGGAACGCCAACUCGAUCGCUGUGUCGAUGCAGCGAGACUACGUUUGGUGCGGACAGAUCAGAAAGAUGAUGCGUGCAUGCGACGAAGAAAAGACUCAUAGAGCCAGAAUCUUGAUCCUGGAACCAGGACACUUCGUGCUCUCGGCCUGUGCUAAGAUUGCCAAUGACGCAGAAAAUGGUGCAGAAGAGGUCUGGUGGGCUCCGGUCGCAGAAAAUGUCAUUGUGCAGCCUGCUUCGCCCAACUAGCUGCACGUAAAUGCCUUAAUCUUACGAAGCUUGCUGCUGUGCCUCGCUGCAUGUAUUCAUCCCUCCGGGGAAAGUGUACCAAUUCCUAAGUUAACAUACCUUUUGCGUCGAAACCGUUCCCUCCUAAAGCUAGCCCUGUUUUUAAGACUUAUUCUCCUCCAGAGACCUCUUGCAACUGGCGGUAGACCGAACUAGCUAGAAACUCAGAUUCAAGUUGGUUAGCUCCAACCGAACACUUUGUUGUGCCAUCGAAUUCUUUCUCUGAUAGCUGCCUCGUGGCUAUGGAAAAGUUGUACCUGUACGGUACCAGUUCCUGCACUCGGACGAGCUAAAGCUUGGGUGCCGAAUGAAUGCUUUCAUUGCAUGAAUGAAAGCAUGGUUCGCCCCUUGUGGAGUCGAACGAUGGUAACAUGAUAUAAUCCUGAUUUUGACAUCCAUUA
Molecule: messenger RNA, 5384 nt
Organism: Seminavis robusta
Lineage: Eukaryota; Bacillariophyta; Bacillariophyceae; Naviculales; Naviculaceae
Source: the annotation of a GenBank genome assembly